AUGGUUGGAGAAAAGAAAGGCUCUAAGGAGAAUCUAAAUACAUGUGAAUGUUCAAAAACUCUUAGAAGAAAGGAGGAGCGCAUACAGAACGGGCCAAUCCAUCAGGAAACAGUGCAAGGCAAGAUGGAGGGCAUAACCAAAACGAAUUUCUUCAAAAGAUUGGUUCUGUCGAUAGUUAUGAUUUCAGGUUUCUUCUGGAUUUGUGUAAACAAUAAGAUAUAUUCUUUUGUCCUGGUGAUCUUCCUGACUAUAUCAAUCAUAAAAGAGAUGAUAGGAAUCACAAGAAAGUCUGAUGGAAGGUCCUUUCACCUAAGAAUUUCAAUCAUUCUUGGGUUUUCCGUGCCGAUAUACCUGUAUCUGGUUUUUCCCUCGAUAAUGAUGAUGUAUUUUUCUGAGAUUUUAAGGUGUUUCUUCCGAAGACUAUCCUUCAUGUGUUUCUACACCUAUGUGGUUGCAUUUAUGUCUUUCGUUGGCUCUCUUAGAAAGGGGAAGCUCAGGUCACAGCUGGGACUAUUCGCCCUAGUUAACUUAUCUACAUACUCUAUGGCAAUGGUGGCUAAAUGUGCUAUUUUCAAUCUCAACAAGGGAAGAUUCUGGUUUGUGUUUCCUGCUCUGCUUGUGAUAUCGAACGACAUCUCGGCAUAUGUUGUGGGAAAAAGCAUAGGAAAGAGACCUUUGUACCACCUAAGCCCAAAGAAGACGCUCGAGGGAUUUAUAGGAGCAUUUAUCUUCACAGCAAUUGUAGGAUUUAUAUUGGGAUACUUACAUGUGAACCAAGGAUUCCUUAGAGAUGGUGAGCCUCUCCAAUUCCGUAAGCCAAUGAAGUUAAAGGCUUUUAACACUGUUUUUAAGGUGCCGGCCAUAUAUUUCCACAUCAUUCCAUUUAUUCUUGUAGCGUCUUUUGUGGCUCCUUUCAGUGGCUUUCUUGCAAGUGCAUUGAAGAGGGCCUACAAGAAAAAGGACUUUGGAGAGUCUAUUUCUGGCCAUGGGGGGAUAGCGGAUAGGAUGGACUGCCAGGUAAUAAUUGCAAUUUUCACGUCUACGUACAUAAAUUCAUUCAUCUACACAGAAGACAAAUCUGUUGGGUCUGUCUUUAGCUUCAUAUGCAGGAAUUUCAGCCCAGAUGAAAUAACAAUUCUCAUUGAGAUGCUGAACCGAAGAAUAUCGAGUAUAAGAAAUAAAUGA
Messenger RNA from Encephalitozoon hellem ATCC 50504, 1185 nucleotides. RefSeq names its product putative phosphatidate cytidylyltransferase. Lineage: Eukaryota; Fungi; Microsporidia; Unikaryonidae. Gene Ontology annotation, cellular component: endoplasmic reticulum membrane. Gene Ontology annotation, molecular function: phosphatidate cytidylyltransferase activity. Bases 1 to 1185 code for a protein of 394 amino acids. The record is from RefSeq and is a predicted model, not a curated record. The transcript has a single exon.